Messenger RNA from Episyrphus balteatus (marmalade hoverfly), 1880 nucleotides. RefSeq names its product facilitated trehalose transporter Tret1-like. The record is from RefSeq and is a predicted model, not a curated record. Gene Ontology annotation, molecular function: sugar transmembrane transporter activity. Gene Ontology annotation, biological process: carbohydrate transport; transmembrane transport. The transcript has 5 exons. NCBI's taxonomy places the organism in Eukaryota, Metazoa, Arthropoda, Insecta, Diptera, Syrphidae. Gene Ontology annotation, cellular component: membrane. Bases 151 to 1608 code for a protein of 485 amino acids.
GAUAUUUAAAAACAAAAAUCAUACAUCAGAUAAAUUAGUGAAAAAAAAACAAAUUUUUUAUAAAAAUAAAAUUUGUACUGGAAUAAUUUUUUUUUGUGACAAUAUAGUGCAACUUGUAAAUAAAUAUCAAUAUGGCUUUAACUUUGGGAAAUGUUUUCUUCGGAAACUCCUGCUAGUCAAACAGAAGAGACUGCUUUAUAUAUUAUAGAUCAAGGUUAUAAAAUACAUAAAAUGGAACCUGUUAAGAAGUCACGCGUUUAUUUGGCUGCUAUAGCCGCCAAUUUAUCAAGUUUUGCAAUUGGAACAUGUUUAGGAUGGACAUCACCAAUUAUGCCAAAAUUACAACAUUUCACACCAGAUAGUCCAAUUGAUGCUAUUGAUAAAGAACAAGAAGCAUGGAUAUCGUCAUUGAUAGCGAUUGGUGCUUUAGUUACUCCCUUCAUUGCGGGUCCACUUGCUGAUUUUAUUGGUCGCAAAUGGACAAUGCUGUCAAGUACCCUUUUCUUUCUUGCAUCGUAUUUCCUUAUGAUUUACGCCACCGAAGUAGAACAUAUCUAUCUCUCCCGUUUGAUAAUGGGUUUCGGAGUUGGUUUUGUAAUGACUGUCCAGCCAAUGUACGUAGGUGAAAUUGCCACUGACGAUACCCGAGGAGCUUUGGGAUCCUUAAUGCAACUUUUCAUAGUUUCUGGAAUCCUUUAUGUCUACGCUAUUGGACCAUUUGUCAGCUACCUAACCUUACAAUACAGCUGCAUAGUAAUUCCCGUAAUCUUUGCUUUGAUCUUCGUUUUCCUCCCGGAAAGUCCUUAUUACUACGCCGGAAAAGGCAAAAAGGAAGAUGCUAUCAAAUCUCUUCAAUUCCUUCGUGGACGAAGUGCUGAAGGAGUUCAGGAAGAAAUGACAGCAAUUCAAGCUUCAGUCGAUGAAUCAGCAGCCAAUAAGGGGACCGUUACAGAUGUUAUCAAAAACAAGGGAAAUCGUAAGGCUUUGCUGAUUUGUGCUGGUCUCAUUGCCUUCCAACAGUGUUCCGGUAUCAACGUUGUACUCUUCAACAGUCAGACUAUCUUCAUAAACGCCAAUACCGGAAUUGAUCCAGCGAUAGCAACCAUCAUCAUUGGAUGUGUUCAAGUGGGAUCGAGUGCAUUAACUCCCUUCAUUGCUGAUCGAAUGGGUCGUAAGGUGAUUCUAUCAAUCUCAGCUGCUUUAAUGAGCAUUUCAUUGGCUGCUUUGGGAGGAUUUUUCUAUGCCCAAUCAAAUGGUGAAGCAGCUGAUCUUCUUUGGCUACCAGUACCAGCUUUGAUUGUUUUCAACAUUGUCUAUUGCAUUGGUUUCGGCCCGUUGCCAUGGGCAGUUUUGGGUGAAAUGUUCCCUGGAAAUGUCAAAUCAAUUGCUUCGUCGAUUGUUGCAUCAACUUGUUGGAUAUUUGGAUUUGUGAUUACAAGAUAUUAUCCAGCUUUAGAUGCUUUGGGAGCAUUCUAUGCCUUCUGGUUGUUUGGUAUAUUCUGUGCUCUAGGAUUCUUCUUUGUUAUCCUGGUUGUAAUGGAGACUAAGGGAUUGAGUUUACAACAAAUUCAAGAUAAAUUAAAUUGUAAAAAGGAAGAUAAACCUUAAGAAAAGAUGCCAAAGAAUUAGUAGUUAAUUUAAGAAACGAAUAAAAAAGAAUAUACAUUUUUAUAUAAAUGUACAAGUUAUGUAAUAAGUUAAGAAUGAAUCUUCAUAGAUCAAUUAGGAACUUAAUAUUGUGUUUGUUAUUUGUUGUUCGUAAUAAUUUGUCAAUAGUAUUGUUAACUUUUAAGCUUAGAUACCUCCACACACUAUUAAUAUAAUUUGAAAAUGUUAUUAAUGUUUAAAUAUUUUAAAUAUACAAGAGUAUACGUAAUUAA